Ustilaginoidea virens is the source of this 318-nucleotide messenger RNA. RefSeq lists its product as uncharacterized. Bases 1 to 318 code for a protein of 105 amino acids. The record is from RefSeq and is a predicted model, not a curated record. NCBI's taxonomy places the organism in Eukaryota, Fungi, Ascomycota, Sordariomycetes, Hypocreales, Clavicipitaceae. The transcript is spliced from 2 exons.
AUGGCCGUCGACGCCGAUGCUCAAGACUCCCUUCCGCCAACCUUGAAGCCUCAAUUGGACCAAGCGGCUGUAGACCAGCGCGAGCGAGAACACACUCCAAAGCCAAAUCCAGUCGUGCAAAAGAUCACCGAAUGCUUUCCUCCCGCGUCCAAGAUGCUCGGACCCAAGGACGACAAGGCCCACGAGCAAGCUCAUCCUCCCGGCCCGCCAGACCGGCCAGAACACGACGCCAAGAUUGAGAGAUUUGUUCGUGACCAGCACAGGAGCAAACAGCCAGGAGGCGACCUCGUCGAGGUAGCGCAGGAUGGAGGGAGCUGA